AUGUCUCUAUCACCAUUAUUCGUGGCACCUGUCGUACUACCCGCGGUUUUCGCCGCCAACUUAGGUGGGUUUGACACCGGAGGAAAUUCUGACAACAAUCCUGGAGAUACGAAUAAUGGCAAUGGAGGAAACGCUGAGGAUGCCGGUAACACCCAGAAUACGAAGGCAACGGCAAAAGCUGAAAACACCGUCAACACUGCUAAUACUGCCAAUACUGCUAAUACCGCUAACACUGCCAACACCGCUAACACUGCCAACACCGCUAACACUGCCAACACCGCUAACACUGCAAACACCGCUAACACUGCAAACACCGCUAACACUGCAAACACCAAUACAGCAAAUACAGCUGCUACUGGCACCCAAACUGCAAAUACACAGACUGGUACGCUCGACACCAAGCUCGAGACCAAGAACACGAAGGACGCUACUCAGACUCAGUCACCCACCGAAACCAAGUUGGAAACCACCGGCGGUUCUGUAACAUUCAAUAAGUGGGGCUUUACUGGAUCUCAAUCACGUUGGGAAGCCGUCACUAACACUGAUUCCUUAUCAGGUUCUCAAUCUGAAAGCAAGUCGCAUACCGCUUCGAUUCUGGGUAACAAGACCUCCGGAGCAAUGAGAGUUGGCGGAGGUGCUUUAGAUGUCAGUUGGAAGAAGACUGUGCUUGUGGGCGUCAUUGCUGCAUUGACCUUGGGACUUCACUCCCUUUAG
Messenger RNA from Candidozyma auris, 714 nucleotides. RefSeq lists its product as uncharacterized. Lineage: Eukaryota; Fungi; Ascomycota; Pichiomycetes; Serinales; Metschnikowiaceae. The record is from RefSeq and is a predicted model, not a curated record. Bases 1 to 714 code for a protein of 237 amino acids. The transcript has a single exon.